GAGAGAGAGAGAGGGGAGAGAGAGAGAACGUGCGUACGAGAGCUCAUGUAAAACCAGAUUAAAAACACAAGAUGGCUUCCUGAAUGGGCUGCUGGAUCACAGACGAGAGAGAGACUGAGAAAGAAGAAGCGUGGCGAGACAGAGAGGCAGAAGGAAGAAGAAAGGGACGGAGGGGCGAGGGGGUGGAGGACGAGAGGGAGCCGGAGUCUUCUGAUGGGGAUUCGGCCGGCAGACGGAGGAGUACAAACCGAGGCAGCUCAGAGGCUCGCAGGGUGGAAUAUUUUGAGGACAACGCUCGAAGCCCGGUGGGAAACCCUGAACUGGCGGCCGAGACUGUUCACAAAGUCACUUCAGUGGAUGGCCCCAGAAGUGGAGGCCAGAUGGAAAUUGGGUCACAUGACCGCCUCCAGGAAGGCGCGCUGAGCCUGGAACUGGCCAAUGGGGUGAAUCGCUACCCUACUGAAGAUGAGGCCUCAAUGGAAACAGAUCAGCAGAGAGCAGGAAGGCUGCCCCCGAGGCAAAACUGGGUGUCGGGGCACGGCAAGGUCAGUGGCACCCAACAACAGCCACCGAGUUGGAGCGGCAAUGGAGCAACCCCAAGCGAACCUGUUCACCAUGCAAACGUGGAGGAUGCCCAUAAUUUGGUGGCUUUUUCUGCUAUAGCUGGCUCCUUGCCCCCUUCCUCCUCCUCCUCCUGCCUUCUCGUGCAGCCUAACACAGCUCAGCUAUACGAGAAGUUUACCCAGGAGACGGGUGCUGGCGGAUCUCAUGCCAGACUCUCUGCAGGGGCUCUUGAGGGAAGCUGCCAACCUGCAGAAGACCUUAACACCCUGAAGACAGCACUGAGCCAAGCCAAACAUGGACAUAAGCCCCCGAACUGCAACUGUGAUGGGCCUGACUGUCCAGACUACCUUGAGUGGCUGGAAAAGAAAAUUAAGUUAGCAACUAAUGAGGAGCAAGGCUCACGCAAAACGACCGAUGUAUCCCCAAACACACAGCCUCACCUCCAGCAACCUCAUUUGCAUCCUCAGUCCUACCAACAGGCGAAUGGUGGUCACAAUCUUCCCACUUCAUGCUCUCAUCAGCAACAGGUUGCUCAAGGUCCUCGCCCAGACCAUGCUCCCUGCCCCAAACCCCCAAUUCCUUGCUCUCCCCAGGUGCUCUCCAUAGCCAAGGAAAAGAACAUCAGUCUUCAGACGGCCAUCGCCAUCGAUGCCCUGACCCAGUUAUCUAGUACCAGUCCACAAACUGCCGGUCCACCGGGUCAGACGCUUCACAAAAGCAACCUUCAUCACCACCAUGUCCAGAACACCACAUCUCAGCCUCUGAAUGGCACUGGCUUGAUCCCGUCCUCUCCUGGCAUGCACUUAUCCUCCUCACGCUCUCAGUCCGUCCCCCCAGGACUACAUAACAGCCAGCAGCACCCGGCAGCAUUAUGCGACCACCACAGGCCUCAGUCCCAGGGCCAUCCACCCAAUGCUACCCCUCUCCCAUCCUCUACCUCUCCCUUCCCAGGUCAGGGAAAACCUCCAGGCUUUAGUCCUAAUCCCCAGCAGUGGCAACAAGGCUCAGGCAGAAGCUCUGAUCCAAGGAAUCCAUGGAUGUGUAUAAAGUCUGAGCCCCAGUCUAAAUUUGCCACUGCCCCUCACAGUAGUUCAGAUCCCAUGUCAGAGCUCAAGCAGUUGCUUGGCAACACCAGUGGCAAGUUCAGCAAUGCUCCUUUCAAGCUUCCAGUCGCACAGCAGCAUAGCUCAAACCAGAAUGGGGGUGUCCAGAGCCAGGACAGCCCAGCUUUGGCCAGGAUAAAGCAAGAGUCAGACGCGGGUGAGCACUACCAUCAAACUGCCUCCAUGGGACAUUAUGGCAUGGCUAAUGGUCAACAGCAGGGGCAGCACUACCCCGGCACUCCCCUCUCUCCUGGCCAAGCAGCCAUCAGCCACUCCACUCAGGCAGCUCUGCAACAGCACCUUCACUACAAGAGGAACCUCUUCUCUAACCACUCCUCUGGCUUCGGAGCUCCAGGCCCACGUGCACCUCUUUCUUGUCAAAACUUGAAAAAAUGGUGGCCACAGAUGGAGGCAGAGGGCUUGCCACAUCUGGCCAUCAAACAGGAACCCAAGGAACCCAAGAAGAAAAAAAGCAGCCAGGGAUCUCCUGUCAUCAAAGCGAUGAGUGGGAUGCUUGGAGUCCCCCCCCUCCCCAAACCCAAACAGAUAAUCAUCAAAAAGACCAAGCAGAAAGCCUCCUUGCCAACCUUCCUGCCUCAAACUCAGAUCUCCAUUCAGAAACCACCAGUCCACGUGAUAGACAGAGCCUCCACCCUAAGCAGUCUACACACAGGUUCUUUCCCUUCGUUGCCCCUCCAUAGUAACUCCACUCAGGCUGCUGCUGCUGCAGGCCUCCCAGCCCCAGCCCAAACUCAGGUAUUCAUUCCCAACUCCUCAAUGACUUCCUGUUCCACUGCUUCAGUUUCCUCAGAAAACACUCCAGCUGUCAUUGGUCCUCUUCCCCAGUCUUUGACUCCUGCAGCCCACGUAAGGCCAGAAGCAGUGGUCAGCCUGGCCUCAAGUGACACCAGCACCAGCACACCCGUGACCUCCACAUCUCCAUCCAGCACCUCAAAAUUACAGAGUCUGAUUAAUAUUGACCCCAAAUACGAAGAGCUGAUUCGCCAAUUCGAGGCUGAAUUUGGAGACUCGAUCCCAGACGCAUCUGCCAAUCAGCCCAUGGAGGAAACUGCUCCUGGCCUUAAGCCAGGUAGUCAGCCCUUGAGCAGUCCUCAAGGCCCCAGUCCCACAUCAUCUGCAUCCCAGUCGGUUCCCUUAGUUGCUAAUUCCACGCCUCACUCAGAUGAUCAUGAGAUGGAAGUGAAUAAGGAUGAGUCAGGGACCCAAAGUCAAAACACCAUGCAACAGGAAUCUACAGAAAGUCCCCUUGAAAGACAUCAGGAGGGGCCAUUUAAUGCCCCUCUGAAUCCCGAGGUAGUUCAGGACAAGCAGCAGCUCCAGCCUAGAGCACUGGAGGACACAUUCAGCAUGCCCUGCUCUCCUCUGCCUAAACGCAUGAAGAUUGAAGCCUCGGGUGACAUAGCAGUACUAUCCACUACAUGCUAUUCAGAAGAGGACACACCAACUAAGGACAGUCUGCCUUCCUCGCCAUCUCUCAGAGGGUUUCUGGAGUCUCCUUUACGCUACCUGGACACACCCACUAAGAGCUUGCUGGACACUCCCUCUAAAGAUCUACAGGCAGAGUUCCCUACCUGUACCUGUGUAGAACAAAUCCUGGAGAAAGAUGAAGGGCCGUACUACAAUCACCUGGGCGCCGGACCGACUGUGGCCUCCAUCCGAAGCCUGAUGGAGACGAGGUACGGAGAGAAAGGCGACGCCAUCCGGAUUGAGAAGGUCGUGUACACAGGCAAGGAGGGAAAGAGCUCACAUGGAUGUCCGAUUGCUAAGUGGGUGAUCCGUCGAGGCAGCGAAAAAGAGAAGCUGCUGUGUCUGGUGCGUCACCGCGCAGGCCACCACUGUGCCAACGCCGUCAUCAUCAUCCUCAUUAUGGCCUGGGAAGGUGUCCCCAGGCCCCUGGCUGACAAGCUGUAUCGCGAGCUCAGUAACACCCUCCCCAAAUAUGGCAACCCCACCAGCCGGCGCUGUGGCCUCAAUGAUGAUCGUACUUGUGCCUGUCAAGGCAAGGACCCUGAAAGUUGUGGUGCUUCCUUCUCCUUUGGCUGCUCCUGGAGUAUGUACUUCAACGGCUGCAAGUACGCCCGAAGCAAAAUGCCGCGCAAGUUCAGACUGCAAGGAGAUCACCCUGAAGAGGAGGAUAAACUCAGGGAUAACUUCCAGAAUCUGGCAACUGAGGUUGCUCCGUUGUACAAGCGACUGGCUCCACAGGCCUACAGCAACCAGUGUCAGUCGGAGUUCAAAGCUCCUGAGUGCAGACUGGGCUUGAAGGAAGGCCGUCCAUUUUCUGGAGUCACCGCAUGCAUGGACUUCUGUGCUCAUGCUCAUAAGGACCAGCACAACCUCUACAAUGGUUGCACAGUGGUGUGUACUUUAACUAAAGAGGACAACCGCACGGUGGGUGAGAUCCCUGAGGAUGAGCAGCUCCAUGUGUUGCCACUUUACACCGUAUCCCUGUCCGAUGAGUUUGGCAAUGAGGAGGCUCAGCGGCAGAAGAUAAAGACAGGAGCCAUUCAAGUGCUUCAGGCUUUCCGCCGUGAGGUACGCAAGCUGCCCGAACCGGCCAAGUCCUGCCGACAGCGCCGACUGGAGGCCAAGAAGGCCGCCUCCGAGAAGAAGAAAAAUAAACUCAUGCAGCAGUCAGGGGAGACGCCAGAGAAAACGGAGGUCAAGAUGGAGGUCUGCGUCACCAAUUCCCCUCAACUCCAAGGCAAUAAAGCAAUUGUAAAACAAGAAGUGAAGCCCAACAUCAAGAAAGAGCCCUUCAAUGGAUCGCUGGAUGGAUACCCCGUGCAGGCAGCAGACCCGCUGAAUAACAUGUACCCACAACCUGCCUACUAUGCAAGGGGAGGCCUCCCCCCAACUGGCCAGCCCUCUGCACCCGACGCGGUCAAUGGUUACCAUCCCAGUCUGCCUGCAAUGCCCUAUGGCUACUACAACUACCCACCCAAUGCACUUUUCCCCCCAAAACUGAGGACCUAUGAAGGUCGAAAUGCCUCUUUGGCCAAACCAGGAGGCAGAGCUGUCCAGGUCGAUACAAAGCCUGACAUUCAGAGUCUUCAGGCCAAACUGGCUCAGUCAUGUCCCAGCCAUCCAGAGCAAACCCACCAACCAAACCACAGCGCUUACAGCCAGCCGGCGGAUUACAGCCAGUCCCGUCCUUCAUCUGUCUCCUCUGAGUCCUCCAACAGAGGAACACCUCUGAUCAAGCAGGAACCAAUGGAUGUGCCAGUCUAUGAAGGUGCUUUGCCGAACCAGCCUGGUGCUACUACAGUGAGAACCCUACCCCAGCCUGCAGCCUGGCCUGGGCACAGGCCAAACGGAAGCAUUACCCCCACCUCCUGGGAUGCGCAUCUAAACCGUAAACAAAGUAAUGAAGCCCCCUCAGUGACACCUGACAAGCAGCAGUUUCACCAGCACCCUCAGCAGCGGCAGCAGCCCUCUCCUUACCCCCAGCAAUGGACGUCCCACCCCGGUUCAAACACCCCACUGGCUUCCCCUGCCCCGUCGCCAUCGGUCCAGGUACCUCUUUCUCCGUCUCCGUCCCCUCACCUAGGCACAGCACUUCAGGCUAACAUGCACCAGGGUUCACCGCGUCCUCCCACCCCACGGCCAAGUACCCCUCACUCACGCUCAGUGACUCCGCAGCCAGGCACCCUUGGUCCAGGCACCCCAAGGCACUGGGUCAGUCCUGCUCCUAGCCCGCAACCAAAUCCAUGGGCCAUGGGCCCUGCAGCGUAUAGCCCUGGUUUGAAGCACAGCAAUCCUGCAGGAGCCUACCCAGACAAGAUGUGGUCCAAGACAGGGGAGAGUCGGUGUUCAACCCCACUCGGACUCCAAGAAAAAGCUUGGAAGUCUUGUGGAGGAUCAGUGGCGGGCAGCACCCCUUCCCCGGCCCCUGAGGGCCGCCUCUUCCCCGAUGCCCUGCAGCAGUCAGGCCAGGCGUGCUAUGACCCCAGCCGAGCUGAGAGUGACAUUGAGAGCACCACACAUGACGAGGACGAGGUGUGGUCCGACAGCGAGCACAACUUUUUGGAUCCCCACAUCGGUGGCGUGGCGGUAGCACCGGCCCACGGCUCCAUUCUGAUCGAAUGUGCCCGUCGGGAGCUGCAUGCUACUACUCCACUGAAAAAGCCGGAUCGCUCCCAUCCCACACGCAUCUCCCUGGUCUUCUACCAGCACAAGAACCUCAACCAGCCCAUGCAUGGCCUGGCUCUAUGGGAGGCCAAGAUGAAGCUGCUGGCAGAGCGGGCGCUGCAGAGGCAGCAGGAAGCAGCUCUCCUCGGCCUCUCCCAGGAAGACAUCAAGACACUCGGGAAGAAACGCAAGUGGGGGGCUACGGUGGCAGGUGCUAGUCCAGGACCUGGACAAUCUAAAGACAAGAAGGAGGGGCCAGUGACGCGGUUUUCCCCCUCGUUCUACACCACCUCUAUGGUUACUGUGUCUCCCUAUGCCUUCACCCGCCUCACUGGGCCCUACAGCCACUUUGUCUGAGGCCAGACGGACACAAGCAGACUGAUUACUACAGAGUGACGUGGCAGAGGGCUGGAGAGGGCAAAGAGCAGGAUGAAUGUCACUCAGCCGUCCCGCAGUAUGGCAUCUCUCCAUCCUGCUCCCUCCACAGUCCAUCUGGAGGAGGGGACAUUUUUAUUGUUUUUUACCUCAUGUCAGGCAGUGGUUUGGGCUUCAGACACACUGCCUGUGGUGCUCUUCCUCUCUCUUCCCUGGAGAGGAACUCCAUUGCUUUUUCUUGUUUAUAGAAUUUUAAUGAUUCUAAUUAUUGCUAUUAUUAUCAAUAUUAUUAUGAUUGCUAUGGUUACUGUCAAUGUUGUUAUUACAGGUAUUAUUAUAAUGAAGACAAGUUUUUUUUUAUUAUUGCUGUUUUCAUUAAUGUUAUUAUUAAUGAGGUGAUUGUUUUGGGUUAUAUAUUUUUUUAAAUCAAUCAGUCUGACUGCCUCAGACAGUUGCUUUUUCCAUGUUUGGAAAUUGUGUGCCCUUCUUUUUUCUUUUUGUUUUUUUUGUUUUUUAAUUUCUUUUAGUUCUUCUCAAUCUUAAAGCUGUACUCUGAGGAGGAGCCAUCAUCUGUUUGAAAGGACAGCAAAUCAAUAUGAUUGCUAUCAGGAAUCAAAUGACAAGAAAAAAAAAAUCAACUUUAUUAGUGGCAAUCAGCAAAAAUUGUAACUUUUAGCUAAUCUCUGGAGAUUCACUGAGAAAUGAGGAUGAUUUGUGUAAAAGCCAUCAAAACCAGCUAUCCUUGUAGUCGUAUGUGAAAAUUGACAGUUGUAUUGCACUAAAACAAUCGACCCUAACUUUUUUUUUAAUGUUUCUAAGUGAAAAAUGCUUUCAAAUUAAAACCUGGAUGAUGACAGAGUAUGCGGGAGCAACGACCCAGCUCUCAGCAAAUAGCCAGUUUUAACAUAAUGCAAAAAGUUAAACAAAUGAACGACAAGAUAUAACUGCAAUAGCUUGCUGGCCUUUCCAUCGGACGAUGCGCUCCUCUUCUGUACCCCUCUAGCUUUUGACUGGUGCUCAGCUUCCGGCUCUGAUCGAUUUUCAUUCCACAACUCUUCAUGGCAUUCGGUGCUGUAUUUAGGUGCUCUAACUCAAAUUUGGCUCACAUAGUAUUUGCAAAUCAAUAUUUUUUGCUUUGUCUAAGGUGGGGGACCCGAGCAAUUUGUCCUUUUGAUUAUUCUGGGACAUAGAAAACAUGUCGUGCAAAAGGAGUCAUCUUACAGAGACUUUCCUUUGCUCAGCAUGUUUGAUUUUUUCCCCUUUCUUCUGAGGUUUUGCUAUCUGGAACUCCACUGUCACUAAGGCAAGUGAUACUGUUUGCAAAUGCCAUUUUUUAACCCACAUGUGCUCGACCACGCUGUAUCUUCCUAUCACAUUCAAGUGGGGGUGAGCACUUCCCAGUGUAAACUGCAGAGGGCAGCAGUUGACUGCUCUUUCAAACAAACCUACAGGCGCUUGAGAUCCAUUGAGAAGCCGGGGGAAGCUUAGCUUUGCUGCUUUAGCCAAACAGGGCCAGCAGAGAGCGCUCUCACACCCUGUUUGGACUCCCUGAAGCAGCUCGAAGUGAAGUUUGUCCCAAAUUGGCACAAAAUGUGAAUCUUGGGUCGGAGCAGACUGAAAGUUUUGAGACAGAAGUGCUUUUGGUGCUCCCACACACAAACACACACACCCACAAACACACACAUACACACACUCUGGUGCUCUCCUAUUACACUUGAUUGUACUGUGAGGGGCCCAGUCCUUCCUCUGCAUGGUGCUGUCAUCUCGCAGCAGAGCGCGGGGCGUCCUUCUGCAGGCACCACAGCGCCGGCUGCGAUCGCAGCCAAGUCACGGCCGGUUCGUCACGAGUCGUUUUCAGAGUUAACGGUGGCAUAAAGUGGUUUUGUCUCAAACAAAGUGCACUGUACGGGGCAGGAGAGAGCACAGCCGUCCCACAUGUCUCGGUAACCCGUGCUUUUCCCAGAGGAAGCAGCACUGAGAGAUGAAGGGGGAACCUUAGAGAGAUACGCUGUAGCUUCCAGGAGUCGGCGCACGGGCAUCAAAUCGACGAAUCUCUCGCUUUGUAUGCGUGCGCGAGUGUCUGUAAACAGCACCGAUGCAUGGCCGUAUGAACGAGAAGAACCAAAGAGAGAGGCUACUUGAUGGCCUGCCCGAAGUGUCACCCGGCGUUUCCCUUUCUUCUCCCCGUUCAUAUGUUUACUGGAAACAUGCGUCCGAGAGGAAAAGGAGUGAUUGACAGAAGUGGAUGCGCGCCGACUCCCAGCUGCUACAAGUGGUUGUUUGGGUCAAAGCCCCGGGUCAUCUGUGAAAGACCCUUUUACCUCCGGGGAGGGUCUCCAGCGCUCUACCUCAUGCUGUAGAGACACUGGUCACAAUCACAACUUGCUACUGAGGGCAGAGAAUCAUGCAUGUCCUUUUGUGUGCUCUAGAUCUCCACACUCAUUUUAACCGGCUUUUAUUAUUAUUGUUUUUCUUCUUUUUUUACUCUUAUUUAUUACUACAUGAUGAUGAUGAUGAUGAUGAUGAUGAUUGUCUUUGAUGUUAUGGUUUCUUUCAUUUUUUUUUAUAUAGCUAAUACAAAUUGUACAUAGAGAAGAAAAGAUUUAUAAAAGCACUUUUAAUCUUGAUUUUAAUGACAAAAAGAAAGAGCCGAUUAUUGACAACUUGAAGCUUAGUUUUGUUUUUUGAUUUUUUUUUUUUUUUUGGGGGGGGGUUAUUUUUCAAUUUUCUCAAGAGAGAGAUAAAAAUGUAAAUAUUAAACUAUUUAGGUAAGAUUAUUUAACUGGUGAGGAAAGUAACUAAACCAUGGAUGACAUGGGGGUAUUUUGAAUUCCCUGACAGCCCUUAAUAACAACAGUGAAAACAACACUCGGUCCCACUGUGCUGCACGUCAACGUGUGCUCGGUAACACUGCUGUUCUUGCUUUCUUAAGUACUGUACCCCCGUCACUCUCUGAGGAGGAAAUCACGUGUCCAGUUAUGUAACAUGAAACCACACUCAGCUCGCUCACUGACGGCAGUUCUCGGUUCAGAAAUGUCCAAAAAGUAGAACAAUUGAAUUUCAUGGUCAAGUAGAUCAUUUUCAACACUCCCCCUUUGACUCUCAUCCCAAAUAUUACAGUUAUCAAAUUUAUAUUCAAGCCUGAAAAAUACCAAAAUUCUAACUUAGUAGCUGAGAAGGCAAUAUGUAAAGUGUGUUGUUUUAAAUGUUGGUAAUCUGCUUCUCGCCUACUUUCCCAGAGCUAGAUGAGAAGAUCAUGCAAACGGGUGCAAAAUCUCCUGCUUAUUUAAUCUUUUUCAGCUCAUUAUAGAGGUUCACGGCUGAUGUUUAUUCCUCCAAGUAAACAGUAAAGAUUACAAGAACAAAUUCUCCACCACACGAAGUGCUCCAAAAUAUCUUUUUUCUUUUUCUUUUUUUUUGCGCUCGCAAUCUUAAGUGGUGCGAAUCUUCUCUUCAAGGUCUGGGAAGAAGGCAGACAGGUGUAUUACCCACGCAUUGAAAUAUUUUAUGUAUUAAACAGGUUACUCUUGAGAAGUUUACCACAGAUGUUGUGUGAAACGGUACCUGAGAGGGGAUGUCUAGGAAACGAUUCGUAGCUGCAGAGCUGGUCCGAGGUGAAUCAGUGGGUGAUGUUCUAGUGAGUGAUAGCCCAGCAAUCUUUGUCAGUUGUGUUAGACUAUCAGGUAAGAUACUGCCUCCCUGCUUGUUUAGAUGUAUCAUUAUUAUCCGCUCUAGCUUUUAUAAUAGUUACAUAUGCAGAAAAAUACACGUUGCCCCGAUGAACGACCCGAAGAUGUUUAGUUUAUAAUGACAGAUAAUUCUAUGAUGGGAGCUGUGAGGAAUGCAGCCACAACAGGGCCCGCUUUACUCUUCUCAGUAGAUUGCAUAUGACCUACAGUACACACACACACUUGCCUAAGAAAAGGUGCUGAAUAUACUAUGUACAUGAUAUCUUAUUACCUUUGUAAAAUUCUCACGAGUUUGGUGGAUGUUCCUCAGACGAGGCUCCGCCCCCCCGAGCGUGUGGCGCGUGUGCGAGUCAGCUGGUGCUAUGGCGCUACACAUUAUAGUUCACUGUGUAAACAAACAAAAAAAAAAACUAAGAAAAAAAAAUGUGAGGGAUAAAUGAUUACCACAAAUAUUUUUCUGAGCUCUUCGAAUGUCAGGAGACGUAAACUUUUGACGAAAGCGGCUUCGCGGGAUGGGAAGCUGCCCUGGUGCUGACUUUACUGAAAGUCUUUUGUUACAAAAACGCUACAAAUUUGCAUCUCUGCUCGAUGUCAGGAGGGCACUUACGGAAACAUCCCGCCACAUUCUCCGACAACAGUUCAUUCCACAUUGUGCUCCAAUUCAUUUAGGAUGAGACAUAGAAUCAUAUUAAAUGAAGACUGUUAUCUGGGUUUUCACACUGGGUACAGCGACAGUACCGGAGGCUAUUAAAGAUUUCAUUUGUUGUACAUGUUCAUGUUAAUUGAAUGCUAAGAUAUUUGAACAAUAUCAGAUUUGUGUACCCCCCCCCCCCCCCCACCCCCACCUCUUCCUCACGUGAGUCAUGCACUUCCUUUACCCCCCCCAAACACCACCACCACGCUUUCCUUGUAUAUUUUGACUUUUUUUAACACAAAAAUAUAGAUAUACAUAUGCAUCUCACUCUGUCUGGCCCUCUUUUAAAAAAUAUAUAAAUAUCUAAUUUAAUUAAAAUCCUCCAAAUUUGUGAUAGAGACUUGGAUCCUGGCCCGUACAAACAAACAGGAAAAAGAAAAAGAAAAAAAAAAAAAAAAGAAAAACAACAAAAACGGUGAAAAAAAGAAAUAAAAAGACAGAAAAUGAACCCACACAACUGGCAGCUACAUUCCUUUUUAAUUUUUAGGAUUGUUCUUGGUUCUUUAUUUUUCAUGUCAAGGAUGCAGUAUGUAAAAACAAAAAAAAAAAGUGUUUUUGUUCAGUCUCUCUCUCUCUUUGUAGCUGUAUGGUGUAUUAUGUGAAUACAUAGUGUAUGUGG
Messenger RNA from Salarias fasciatus (jewelled blenny), 11196 nucleotides. It is a transcript of the gene tet3, whose product is annotated as tet methylcytosine dioxygenase 3. Gene Ontology annotation, molecular function: DNA 5-methylcytosine dioxygenase activity. Gene Ontology annotation, cellular component: nucleus. Lineage: Eukaryota; Metazoa; Chordata; Actinopteri; Blenniiformes; Blenniidae. Gene Ontology annotation, biological process: chromosomal 5-methylcytosine DNA demethylation, oxidation pathway; positive regulation of transcription by RNA polymerase II. The record is from RefSeq and is a predicted model, not a curated record.